Messenger RNA from Paramisgurnus dabryanus, 3185 nucleotides. NCBI's taxonomy places the organism in Eukaryota, Metazoa, Chordata, Actinopteri, Cypriniformes, Cobitidae. The record is from RefSeq and is a predicted model, not a curated record.
GAGGAAGUCUGGUUGUUACAGUAGCACCAAUCAUAACAAAGGGCGUGGCUUCGUGCCCCGUGGAUGUUACGUCAAAAUAAAAUGGCGUCGCACUUCAGCGGUGUACUGCAACUCACAGACCUGGAUGAUUUUAUCACUCCGUCUCAGGAAUGUGUAAAGCCUGUAAAAGUGGAAAAGAAACUGGGAAGAUCUGUAGCUAAAAUUCAGAUCGAAGAUGAUGGCAGUUAUUUUCAAGUCCAUCAGGAUGGUCAAAAACAAAAGCUGGAGAAAGCGAAGAUUACUCUAAAUGACUGUCUCGCAUGCAGCGGCUGUAUUACAUCUGCAGAAAGUGUGCUUAUCACCCAACAGAGCCAUGAGGAACUGUAUCGUGUGCUUAACCAUAAUAAGCAGCAGGCUAGCGCUAGUGAGAAGAAAGUGCUGGUGGUGUCUGUAUCUCCACAGUCGAGAGCAUCACUGGCUGCACACUACGGUCUCAGCAGCGGUGAAGUGGCCCGAAGACUCACCAGCUUCCUGAAAAACCUGGGUGUCCAUCACGUCUUUGACACUGGCUUCAGUCGCUCUUUCAGUCUUUUAGAAAGCCAGAGAGAGUUUCUGGAGCGAUUCAGACGAAAGGAUGUAGACAAGAAAGCCCUACCGAUGCUGGUGUCUGCCUGUCCAGGCUGGAUUUGCUAUGCCGAGAAGACUCACGGUGAAUUCAUCCUUCCUUACAUCAGCACGACCCGCUCGCCUCAGCAGAUGAUGGGGUCUUUAGUCAAGAGCUACUUUGCCACACAGAAGGGUGUUUCACCACAGAAUAUCUAUCAUGUGACUGUGAUGCCCUGCUAUGAUAAGAAGUUAGAGGCUUCCAGACCAGAUUUCUACCUCGGCGAGUAUGAAACCAGAGAGGUGGAUUGUGUCAUCACUUCAGGUGAAGUUUUAAAGAUGUUGGAAGAGGAGAAUGUGUCUUUGAGGGAUGUGGAGCCGGCUGCCGUAGACACAAUGUUCAGUAAUGUAUGUGGAGAGGAGAUGUUAGGUCACGCAGGAAGUGGAUCUGGAGGUUAUUUACAUCAUGUCUUCAAACAUGCUGCCAAACAACUCUUUGGGAUCAAAGUAGAUGAACUCGCAUACAAGACUAUGAAAAACAAAGACUUCCAGGAAGUGACUUUGGAGAAGGACGGCGAUGUGCUGCUGCGGUUCGCUACUGUCUACGGCUUCAGAAACAUUCAGAACCUGGUGCAGAAGCUGAAGAGAGGAAAGUCACCUUACCACUUUGUAGAAGUGAUGGCAUGUCCAUCAGGAUGCCUGAAUGGAGGAGGGCAGCUUAAACCUUCAGCAGAUCAGUCCAAUAAGGAGCUGCUUCAACUGGUAGAGGAGCUGUACCACAUGGAGAGAACCUCGGCACCUGAGGAGGACAAGCAGGUGGCUGAACUUUACCACAGCUGGUUAGAGAGUGUGGGAGAGGAGAAAGCCAAACAGUUACUUCACACACAAUACCACGCCAUAGAAAAAAACACAAGUAGUCUCAGUAUAAAGUGGUGAGGCGGCGAGAUCAGCCAUCAACAUCAUCUUGUUUUGUCUCUUUGCCUUCGGUUUCAAUAUCAUACACCUUUUCAAAUGUGUAAAGUUAGUAUUUAAAGAAAUACUCCACUUUCAUAAAAAAAAUCCCCCCAUGUCAUCCAAUAUGUACGGAGCCCCUAAAGGGACAUGGAGCAAAAAUUAAAUAAAGUUUAGUUUCAUGUGCUCACGCGAAACCUUCAUGUGCAGAAUAUUUUUUUAUUUAUUUUAGUUUUGCGUGCUCAUGUGAAGCUAUUGCGCGAGCAUGUGAAACUAUCACGUGCUCACCUGAAACUAUCGUGCGCGCACGUGAAAGCGAAAGUUUCACGCGAGCAUGCGAAACUAAACAAAAAAAAAAUUUUGCACAUGAAGGUUUCACGUGAGCACAUGAAGGUUUCACGUGAGCACAUGAAACUAAACUUUAGGAUUUUUUUACUCCAAUGUCACCUUAAGGGGCUCGGUAUAUAUGUUUUUGUUUCUUUGAGAAGAAAUUAAGUUUUUUGAGGAAAACAUUUCAGGAUUUUUCUCAUUUUAAUAGACUUUAUUGGACAUCAACAGUUUACCGUUUCAAAGCAACUUCAAAGGGCUCUAAACGAUCCCAACCAAGGGAUAUAAGGGUCUUAUCUCUCGAAAUGAUUGUAAUUUUCGCAAAAAAAUUAAAAAUAUGUACUUUUAAACCACAACUACUCAUCUUGCACUAGCCGUGUGACGUGCCAGCGCGGCCUUUUGUAUUAUGCAAUCACGUUAAUAGGUCACGGGUUACAUAUGUGAAACGCACAUUUGCGGACCAUUUUAAACAAUAAACUGACACAAAUACAUUAAUUAGUAUCAUUCCACACACAACAACCAGCAUGGCGCAUCAUAAGGCUAGUGCAAGACGAGAAGUUAUGAUUAAAAAGUUUUUUUUUUUUUUUGCAAAAAUCCUGCUCGUUACACUAGAUAAGACACUUAUGCCUCGGUUGGGAACGGUUAGAGCCCACUAAGUACACUUUAUUUAGAAAAAAACUGUAACAUUUUCCUCAAUUUUUAAUUUCUUCUCGACUAAACAAAAAAAAAUACAUAAACAUCUUGGAUGACAUGCGGGAGUAAAUUAUCAGAUUUUUUUUAUUAUUAUUAUAAAAAUAAAUUUAUUUAAACUUGAAUUUUGACACUACAUCAAACAAUCAUAUUCAUUUACAAAUUGAACUGAAUAUUAUUCAAUAUACUACUGAAAAUAUCUCGUUGAGACAAAUGAAAGACGCUAUUGUCGUUUACAGCCAUGGGCUUUCAUAAGACCCAUAGUUUCUGUAUCAUUUUCUUCAGUUCUGGUUGUGAAUAUUUUUAUGAUAAAUAGGGUGCACUGAAAUGAUUGUAUCACAAUAAAUACUUUAAACAUUUAUUUAGAAAUAUAUUUUGCAUUAUGAUAAUCAAUCAUGUUGCCUUGUCUAUAUAAUCAUUCAGUGUACAUAUUUAUUGAGGAAGUAAGCUAAAGUAAUAUUUUACACAUUUUUUGUGGGGUUAUUUAUUUCAUUUGUUGUUAGUAUAGGCCUUUUAGAUUUAUGCAAAUUAAUAAAGUUGAAUAAAUGAGUAAUACUAUUGUAAAUGUUUACUCCCUUUUCCUAUUUAAAAUGCAAAUUUAAGAAACUACUAUAAAAGUACUUUUAUACCCAUUA